Dermacentor silvarum is the source of this 650-nucleotide messenger RNA. RefSeq lists its product as uncharacterized. NCBI's taxonomy places the organism in Eukaryota, Metazoa, Arthropoda, Arachnida, Ixodida, Ixodidae. The transcript has 3 exons. The record is from RefSeq and is a predicted model, not a curated record. The coding region runs from base 1 to 426 and encodes 141 amino acids.
AUGAGCGAAGUCACGUGGUUUGGGCCGGCCUUAGCCCUGCUGAUGGGACUCCUGGCCAUACCCGCCGUCCAGGCACAGUACGUGCAGCUAUAUGGUGCUGGUCCCGAGCCGUAUCCAAGGAACCUGCAGCGGAGCCUCCCAUCCAUGAGUGGAGCAGAAUUGCAAAAUUUGCUGCAGUGGUUACUGCGAGACGCCGCUUUGCUACGCAAACGCUCGCCAGACAACGGUGACGGGCAGGAUGCGAUUCCUCCCGGUUUUGUCGGUGCCCGGGGUCGGCGUCAAGACGGGGUACAAGAGCAGCCACCGGGAUUCGUGGGCGCUCGCGGCAAGCGUGGCUCGGAGCUGCCACUGUUACUAGCUGGUCUCGCUGACGCAGGAGGCGAAGCGCCCAGAGCGCAGGUGGACAGGCCGCUCGGCUCGCAAUAAACGACCCAGCCGACUCCAGUUCUGUAUUGCAAAAGCGGACCUGCGUUACAGUUAUGCUUUGCUAUACCUGUCCGAAGUGGAGGAGACAGGUACUCUUCUUUUACCUCUCCUCGGGGGCAUUUCCUGAAAUGUGCGAAUAAAAAUGAAAUGACUAUAGACGUCACCGAAUGCAAGAGAAUUCCGGCUAGUGCCGCCGCCAGUACGGUGCAAGUAAACAAUAAAAA